Molecule: messenger RNA, 7050 nt
Organism: Meriones unguiculatus (Mongolian gerbil)
Lineage: Eukaryota; Metazoa; Chordata; Mammalia; Rodentia; Muridae
Product: KIAA0825 ortholog
Exons: 14
Coding region: 240-2648 (802 amino acids)
Source: RefSeq, a predicted model, not a curated record
GUUAGUGACGCUCUCGAGCGGUCGCCAGGGCCGUCUGAGCUGGGGCCGCUCGGUUCUGACCAGCGCGUCCGGCCUUGGCGGGGUCCGCGCCGCCGAUGGAGACCGAUUUUGGAAAAGACUGCUUCUGAAGAUACUAAAGAAGGAAACAUUUCUGUUAACAAUUCAUAAGAAGCUAAUAUUCCAUUUGCUUAGGAUUAGAAGACCAGCUCAUUCUUAGAGUCUUCUGAAAUAAAAUUAGAAUGGAUGGGUCAGAUGAAUAUUCUCAUAAUUCGAUUGACCUACAAUGUCUGUUAAAUUCAUUUCCUGGAGAUUUGGAGUUUAAGCAGAUCUUCAGUGACAUUGGUGAACAGAUGGAACAAAAUGCUACAAGCAUAGAGCAUUGCAUUGAAGAAAUACAGUCUGAAGUAAGCAAGCUCUGUCCAGAUGUGCAGCUGCAAACAACAACUGACUGCUUCAAAUGGCUAUCUAGCUAUAGUUAUAAUUUGUCUAAGUCACCAUCCAUUCCCCAUGGAGAUUUGAUGAAAUUCCUCAAAGCAAUGCAAGACUUGCUAAAUAAUGAAGAAAACCAAGAAGAGAUGAUCCUGGAUUUACUCUGGGACCUCUCCUGUCAGAGCGGCAUCUCUUUCCUGUCACCCCUCGGAGGGACCUCCUUCUCCUUCCUCUCAGGGACAUCUCUGCAUUCUGUCGAAGAUUACUCCUCUGUGGAUGUAAAGUCUAUUUGGGAUGAUGUAAGACUACAUCUUCGACGCUUCUUAGUGAACAGGUUAGAAAGCCAUAAUGAGAUGAACAAUUCACAGCAAAAAAUUGAACUGAAGAAUCACUGUCUGCAGCAACUCCUCCUGCUCUACUCCGAAUCUGACGUGCUUGCCAAGUAUGGAAGCAUACAGAAGAGGCUGCUGGCCAAGUUCCUGCGAGACUCCCUUCCCUCCUGCCGCAGAGAUGGGGACUUAGAAGGAAGUGCUUGUGGAUACCGAAGCGCGGUACUCGCGCUAUAUUCAAUGAUAGAAGAGGAUUUUAACAUUCUGUGUGAAAUUUUAGCUCCAUCCUCAAUGGUGCAAUUCAUUAAUGAAACUUACCUGGAUACAGUUACAGAAGAAAUGACAAAAAUUCUUGAAAAAUUUUGUGAGCUGCAGUUCAAAGAAAAUGUUGUUCCUGUUCUUAAAACAAGCAAGAGCUCCAGCAAGCACAGAGGAACAGUGCAUGCUUUGGUCAGCCCUGCAUGCCCACAGAAGGGACAACGCCCUUCUCUGUCCUUAGAAGAACUCAAGUUCUUAUCACAGCUGACAGACUCCUUUGUAAAGCUGGAGAAUGAUGUUCAGGCGCUGUUUGAAGACAUGUUUUUAUUGCUUAAGAUGCAUUCUCCAGAAAUAUUGGAGAAAUCUAAUAGGGAAGUCAUGGUAAAGAAACAUAUAGCAAAUGAAACCAAUGUUCCCCCAGAGCCAUUACUACCAGUAAAAGAGGCUACUUUAUUAGAGUUUGGCUGGAGAGAUGCAUUUAAAAAAGUCUCUCUUGCCAUGGCACACUGCAUACCAUCUGCCAUUGAAGAUUUUUUCACAAAGGUCCUUCAUCAGGAACAAACUGAAAGGACCUCAGCUGUGAGCUACACUCUGAACCUUGUAAAUGUCCCGCAAGUUUGGCGAGAUGGUCUCAUGUUUCCCGAGGAGGAACAACCAAAGAAAGUUGCCAAGUUUUGUUCUGACAUCAUGGAAAAGCUUGAUGCAAUGCUUCCACUGGCUCUGGCAUGCAGAGAUGAUUCUCCUCAGGAAAUCAGAGGGAACCUGGCGGAGGCCUGCUGCAAAGUGGCAACAGCUGUCCUGGAAAGACUGCAGGAGAGAGGCAAGGAGGUUCCUUCCAGAGCACCCCUGAAGAACCUGCACAUCGCCCUGUCCUCAGCAGCUUACGUCUCCCAGCGCUUCAUGCACUAUGAUCAUCUGAUGAAGGAGACAACUAAAAAACCCAUAUUCCUGGUGCCUGUCCAGCGAUAUCAGGAAUUCAUCAACACUGUACAGUUUCAGGUUACGGACUACUGCGUCAGAGUUUGUGCUACAAGCAUUUUACAGGAUGCCGAGAGCCACCACUGGGAUGACUACAAAGCUUUUCAUGAGGGGGAAAGAUGCUCCUUCUCCAUCCAGAUGUGGCAUUACUUCAUCUGGGCUGUGCAUCAUGAUCUCUGGACCAUACUGCCCCCUAAACUGGCCCAGGAGAUUCUAGCGGAGCUGCUGGAGAAAUCCUUGGGUCUCCUUGCCUCCAGAUAUGCCCAGGCCCAUCCGAGUCCCAAGAGAACGGAACAGAUAAGGCUUGAUGUCACGGCAAUCUUAAUGUGCACUGAGAACAUAUUAUGGUCAGUUUGUAGCUCUGCACAAGAGAUUCAGAAUCCUCAUAAGUAUAACAACAACAAAAUUUUUAAAAUUCAUACUCACUGCAACAAUCUCUUUACAACAUUAGCUAUUUUGACAUCACCAUUGACAGAAUUAUAUAAGACUUUUCAGCAUGGUAUGGAUGAGUCGGCAUCAAGUUCCUUAACACCAUUGUUUAAUCAGCCAUUCUACUGGAUUUCGUGCAUGUCACACUUCUACCCCUCUUUGCUCAGUGCAGGGGAUGGGACAUGUCAGUCUUCUUAUGGAAGUCAUCUGGCUUAUGGGAAUUGAUCCUCUCCUUCCUCCACUGUAUGGGCUCCUGGGGAUUGAGCAGAGACCAUCAGGCUUGGUGGCAAGCACUCGUACAUGCUGGGCCAUCUUCCCAGUCCAACAUCUUAUUGAACUAAACAACUAUUUAUUUUGGACCUGUAUGCUGUUUCAGGAAAGAUUUGAAUCAACUUUCUGAAAUAUUAAAGAUACUUAAUUAAAUAUAAGUGAGAAGGAAGAAAAAGAGCAAGAAAGACAUGGAAUUAAACCAAAACAGAGUCAAAAUGUGGAAAGUUAAAUAGAAAAGAAAAUUGUCUAUAAGAGUGAUACGAGGUAUAUAAUAACUAAAAUAAUUUUUUCAUGCUUUUCCAGGCUUUGGUAACACAGUUUUGAAUACCUAGUUUUAGGAAAAUGAAUGUAUUUCCAAAGCAUUAAGUAAAAUAAACUACAUUCAAGGUCUCUACCAAUGGCAUAAGCCAACAGUGUAGAUGAUUUAAAACAGCAAUCAGUUUCAUAGUAUAAUGAACUAAAGCGACUGGUGAAUAUAUUGCUAUCAAGGUUAAUAGCAUGGUAAUAUAUAUGAUUUCACAUAAAAAUACUACAGAAAUAGGACUAUCUUGGUAGCUGUAGUAGUAGGGGUUCUCUAGGGGAACAGAGCUGACAGAGUGAAUCUAUACAAACCAAAAGGGGAUUUAUACGGCUUUUACAGGCUGUGGUCUGGCUAGUCCAGCAAUGACUGUCUCCUGACAGAAAGUCUAAGAAUGUGGUAGCUGUUUAGUCAAAGAGGAUAGGUGUCUCAGCUGAUCUUCAGUCUGUGUUGGAGUCUGGAAGAAGUAGGUUUUAAGGCCAGUGAAGGAAUGUCUCAGCAGCAGGAGAGAUGAACUUGCCAGUGAGAGAGUGGGCAAGCAGGCAAAAAGUAAAGUCCCCUUCUUCUGUGCCCUUUUAUGUAAACUACCCUGAGAAGAUGUGGUUCCCAUUUAGGAUGGGUCUUCCCACCUUAAAUGAUGCGGUGAAGAAUAAUUUCUCACAGGUGUUCCAAGAUGCUUGGGCUUUAGCUGAUUCCAGAUGUGGUGAAGUUGACAACCAAGAUUAGCUAUCAUAGUAAUUUAUACUGUUUCCUUCUGCUGCUUUUUAUGUUUCUUAAACUUUGAUCUUCAUUAAACUGUUUGAAUACUUCUUAGUAAUUUCCAAGUACUCCUUUCUUAAGUCACAAGUACAGUAUGAUUCUGAGUAGCAUAAUCAGCUUGAGUAAACAGUGCAUCCAUUUUCUACUGCUUAUUUUCUUCCGUGAGGGCAUGAUACUUUGACACAAAGCUAGUCUGUUCUCUAUUGUGCUUUUAUUUAACACAGUGCUCUUUAUGUUUGUAUAUCAUCUUCCACCCUAAAAAUAUGAAGUCAUUUGUCCUCAUAUAUGAUUCUAUAUAAAUAUUUAUCCAGUUCAAGAUAUAUUCACUUCUUUCAUAAAAUUAUUUCACAGAUUUUUCUCCAUGUAAGGCACUGUGCUGUGUGUUACAAGUAAGGGAAGAGGUAGUGAAGGAAAACUGCAACAGAAAUCCCUCUCCUCAGUAUAAGAGUACCAUGACCUGAGCUAUGCAGCCUACUUGACAAGCAGGGCUAUUGUCAGCUUCCCCCAUCUUGGCAGACUCCACUGAUUUCCUCUUGAGAUAUUCCACUCCUUUAACAAGAAAGAUUUCCUUCCUUUCUUGUUACUGCUUUAAUGUCUCUUCUUAUAGCGUGUACUCAGACACACACCUGAAGUAUGGAGUGUCUUCAGUGUUCUAUCUACCUUGUAACCUUUUCUUUCUUUUUCUUUCUUUCUUUCUUUCUUUCUUUCUUCCUUCCUUCCUUCCUUCCUUCCUUCCUUUCUUUCUUUCUUUCUUUCUUUCUUUCUUUCACUUUAUUUACUUUGUAUCCCCCCUCUAGUUCCCUCCCUCCCUCCUCUCCUCCCAAUCUUUCCCUUCCUCCCCUUCUCCACACAUGCCCCUCCCCAAGCCCACUGGUAGGGGAGGGUUUCUUUUUCUUCCUUCUGAUCCUAGUCUGUUAGGUCUCAUCAGGAGUGGCUGCAUUGUCUUCCUCUGUGGCCUGGUAAGGCUGCUCCCCCCUCAGGGGAAGGUGAUCAAAGAGCAGGCCAAUCAGUUCAUGUCAGAAGCAGUCCCUGUUCCCAUUAUUAUGGAACCCACUUGGACACUGAACUGUAUAUACUCACUCAUAUAGACAUAUAAUAUAGGAUAAACCUACUAAAAUUUGUUCACCUAAAGAAUCUAAUAAGAGGGAAGAACUCUGGCUAAAAUGCUCAAUACCCACUCCGAAAGGCAAAGAGGAUGGACACCAGAAGAAGAAGAAAACAGGAAACAAGUUAGGAGCCUCCCACAGAGGGCUUCUGAAAGGUUCUGCCCUGUAGACCAUCAAAGCAGAUGUUGAGACUUAUGGCCAAACUUUGGGCAGAAUGCAGGGAAUUUUUUUUUUAACAAGUCAGGAGACUUUUAUUGGUAAUCAGAUUUUUUUUUUCCUUAUGAGGAAUGUAAUAUCUCUACCUGGAUGGUGAGAUAUUUUUCUUCUUUGAAGUCUGGUCAUUUCGCACGCCAUGUUUUGGUGUGGGUUAGUCUGGGGUAUCUUAUAAAAGAAGUGGGAAAUAAUAGUUAGAUCUGGAGACGACAGGAGGUCCACAAGGAGAGCAACAGAACCAAAAAAUUUAAGCACAGGGGUCUUUCCUGAGACUCAUACUCCAACCAAGUACCAUGCAUGGAGAUAACCUAGAACCCCUACCUUGUAACUUUUAAAAAGUGAUGCUGUGUUCUCCGUGGUCUCCUUUAGUUCUCUCAUACUUCGUUCUAUUAAAAGCAAUUACAGUCUCUCCAAAGACUGUACACUCAUAGAUGUCAAUAUACACGAAUAUUUUCUUGAACCUUGUGCUUGGAGACUAUAGACAGCAUCUAAUCCAAAAGAUCCUCGUCUCUCCAGCCUGUCUUAGCUAAUGGUGAGCUCACUUAGUUAGGCAGAAUCCUUAGGAGCCUCGAGAGUUUUGUUUUUUUUUUUCUCCUGCAUUUCUAUCCUAUUGCUAAGUAUCCAGGAUCUUAAACCUUUGAUCUGCCAUCUGUAAAGCCACCUUCAUCUUAGCCCAAACCAACAUGAUAUCUCUCACCAUUAUUUCAGUGACUGCAAUGACACCCUUGCUUUCUUUUUUCUUCAUGGUGCUGAGCCUGGCCCAUGUAGGAAAGAAAGUACCACUGAACUAUACCUUGAACUUCAAUGUGCAGGUUUUCUAUAAUUUAUGAAUUAACUUUCAUCUUCAUUGUUUUCUAAAUUAUAGCCAUAUUUUUAAACAGAAACUAAUUUUUCUUAACUCCCACUUUAUUAUUUCAUACCCAUGACUUAAAGUCUUCCAGUGCAUGACAUACAUGUGUGUGCGCGCACACACAAAGCUUGGUGUACAAAAGUCACACACAUGUGGGCCAUUUUGCUCUCAUCUCCAAACUCCCUGACAACCAUCACAAUGUGAACUAUGCCUCUUUCCACCUUUCCUUGCCGUGCCAUUCUUCCAUUUCCUCGCACCUCUUCAUCUUUAUUUAAUGAAUGAAUGCCCACUCACCUUCAUGUCUCAGCUCGGCUAUGACUUUUGUAGGGAAGCUUUUCAAUAACCCCAAAGAUUUUUAGUUUUAUUUUAUUUAUUUAUUUAUUUAUUUUGCUAUAUUUUAGUUUCCCUUUCCUCUGUUCAGUUUCUGUAACUGUAUUUUUAUUUUGUUUAUAUAAUCCCAUAAGACUACUCAUGUGAGUUCAUAUAAUCUUUUGAACAGUUCUUCAUAUUUUAUGUGGGGAAACUGAGACUUGGUGAGGUAAUAUUCCCACAGCUACACAAGAAAGGAGCUUCCUAGGUUUUCGGUGAUGAUUUCUUCUGUGUCUCUGGUCUAAAAGUGAGCUAGUAUAUAUUAGUUGAAUGACUGACUGAGUGACUGAAUGAGCAUGUUAGUUCAAAGUAGUAAUGUAUUUGUUACUGCAAUAUAAAAUAUUCCUAAUAUUUGUUAUGUGUGGUAGAUCUCAGGUAUGGAAAGUGUGAUUUGAAAAGCUGGUUGUAUUAUUCUUAGAAGAGGACAUCUAAAGAGGAGAACAAAAGUUGUCUCCUGGCGUAGUGAUGGGGGAAAUUAUGUAGUAUAUUUUAAUACAAAAUAUUUUAAGAGUCUCCUAGAUAUUGCUGGCAAGCUUUUACACAGCACUGAGGAAAAAUGCUGAGAGAGUUUGUAUUCUGAGAUGCCAAGUGUAAUUACAGAGUCAACCAGAGAAGAAGCCCUGAGAGCUUUUACAUAGCUGCUCCAGAGAAUGGAUGGACAAAUAGCUGCAUCUUUGAAAAGAUUUUCAAAGGCGAAGUUAGUAUCUGUGGUAGUCACUAAAAGAACUACAAAUGUCAGCUGAACUAGGAAUAUCAGAUGGA